Molecule: messenger RNA, 1533 nt
Organism: Metarhizium album ARSEF 1941
Lineage: Eukaryota; Fungi; Ascomycota; Sordariomycetes; Hypocreales; Clavicipitaceae
Exons: 2
Coding region: 1-1533 (510 amino acids)
Source: RefSeq, a predicted model, not a curated record
AUGCUGCAGUCUUAUUCUCAGCAGCGGCCGAGUGCCAUGGGCCAACCACCAUCGCAGACAAGGUCGCCCGUCCGAGAGUGGCAGCCCACGGGCUCAGGUUCUCUGGCGCGGCGGCUCCGCGGCUCCGAGCUCCUGGUCAACUACUCGGAGCGCUUCAACGACGGCAAUUUCGAGUUGACCCUCUCGGCGUCUCUGCAAACGUCGUUGACGGGCACGCAGCUCAGAAACCGAUGCCGAGCCGCCUGGUGGCAGACGCGCAAACGCCGUCCCGUGGUUGGCAUCCAAGUCGGGCUCGGCCAGGCCGUGUUCGAGCCCAUCGUCGAGGCAUGUGACGCUGAGCGCUGGGCGACGCGGACCUGCACCGUGGCCGCCGACGCCAGCGUCGAGGCCGUCGCCCUCGAUCGCGCGCGGCGGCCGCUGUCGGCGACGUCGAUGACGCUCGUGCUGACGGAUCCGUCGCGGGGCCGGGCAGGAUGCGUGCUCAACAUGUCGCACGUCCUCAUCAACCACGAGGGCUACGCCAUCAUUGCCGACUUCCUCGCGCUGCUGGCGCACCCCCCGUGCGAGCGUGGCAUCGCGGCCAGCUUCGAGGCGGAAGCCGUGGCCGCGACGCUGCCCAAGCUGCCGCAGAGUCUCAGCCAGGCCUACGGCCAGCUGGUGCCCGCGCCCACGGCCGAGGAGCUCCAGCACGCCAUGGCCGUCUUUGAAGGCGCCCAGCAGCGUUGGGCGCGCCCCUCGGUUGGCAUCCCCCUGCACCCCGACGCGGCCAGCCGCAGGAGCCGCGUCCACAACCGGCUCGUCACCUUUGAGCCCUCGCUCAGCCGCGCGGCCUUGCAGGCCUCGAGGCGCAUGGGCGUCAGCAUCACGGCGGCCUUCUUCGCCUGCAUCACGCUGGCCAUGGCGCGGCGGUACGGCACGGGCCGAGAGCAGGGCGCGCACCUGCUGUUCAGCGCAAACGCCGAGCGCUGGCUCGACGCGCGCCGUCGGAGCGGCCUGCAGCCAGUCACCAUGACCAUUGUGCCCGGCGGCCUGUGGCUUGACGCUACAGCGCUCCGCGUCGGGCCUGCCGCUGACGAGCCCGCGGGGGCCCUCGCCCGGCUGGCUAGCGCCAUCGACAGCGCCCAGAGGGAGGAUCUCGCGUCGCCCCACAUCAUCGCCGUCUACGAUCAACUGGCUCCGGCCAUGGCCGACGCCGUGGCCGACUCCUACAGGCUGGCCCUCCCCACCCUCCCACCCGUCGGUCGUCCGACCCUCACGUCCCAGGGGCGCUUUGACGGCUGCCUGCCCGCCGUCGGCGCCGCUGCCAGGGACGAGGUGCGAAUGACGGAUUUUAGAACCGGUGGCCGCAACACGGAUCCCAACGUGUGCUUCGCCCUGUACAGCUUCCGCGAUAAGCUGAGGUGCAACCUGCUCUUUGACGAGCGCUUCUUCGACCCCGAUGAGGUUGCGCAGCUGGCGUCGGCCGUCACCGACCUGUUCCGCAUCAUGUCACUGUCGUGCACCAAACACGACGUCGUCUCGGCCAGGGUCUGA